Molecule: messenger RNA, 777 nt
Organism: Protopolystoma xenopodis
Lineage: Eukaryota; Metazoa; Platyhelminthes; Monogenea; Polystomatidea; Polystomatidae
Source: the annotation of a GenBank genome assembly
AUGACGGACGAAAGCUUAUCACCUUUUUAUGGGAAUCGAAAGCGAUUGCCUCGGAAACAGCGUCAGCAUGGAGGUUCCAGUAUAGCCAGUCGACAGCUGGUCAAGAAGAAUCCAAAAUCGUCUUCCGGUGGAACCGACCUUCGAAUUUCUUCACCCAACACUUUUACUCGAAAUGGAAAUGAGCUCAACAAUUAUGGUUUAUGUUUGUCCCACCCGCGUGUAGAGAGAUUGGCUCAAGGACAGCAUCAAGAUGGUGGUGGUCAUGAUGAUGAUGAUGGUGAUGAUAAUGAUGGUAAUGAUAAUUCGGAUGAUGGUGAUGGUGAUUAUGAUGAAGAUCAUAGUAAUAAUAAAGACGAUUUUGAUGAUGGUUAUAGUGAUGAUGAUGAUAGUGAUGAUAGGGAUGAUGAAGAUGCUGAUGUUGAUGAUGGUUAUGGUAAUGAUGAUGAUGGUAAUAAUGAUGAUUGUGAUGGUGGUGGCGACGAUGAUGAAAAAGAUGAUGUGGUGGUGGUGAUGGUAAUGAUGAUGAUGAUGAUGAUGGUUAUGGUGAUUAUGACGAAGAUGAUGAUAAUCGUGAUGGUGGUAGUGAUGGUGAUUAUGAUGAAGAUGAUAAUAAUAAUAGAGACGAUGGUGAUGAUGGUGAUAUUGGUUAUGGUGAUGAUAUAUGAAGAUGAUGAUGGUAAUACUGGUGAUGAUGGUGGUGAUGAUGAAAAUGAUGAUGGCGAUGGUGGUGAUGAUAAUGGUGAUGAUGGUGAUGGUGAUGGUGAUGGUGAUGGUGAU